AUGAAUGGUUGGCAAUCUUUUUCAGAUGCGACUAAUGUUGGCUUACAGAACUUUAUAACAUUACUGACAAGCACUCCGCUUUUUAUGAAAGCACUGGGGAUUACAUCAAUAGAUGAAGGUCUCUUUGAGGCAGCUCGUAUUGAUGGAGCUAGUGAUGGUCAAAUAUUUAGACGAAUUACUUUGCCUUUACUGAGACCAAUUGUACUUUAUACCUUUGUUACCAGCUUUAUUGGUGGUUUGCAGGUCUUUGAUAUUCCUUUUAUUAUGACCCAAGGUGGCCCACAAAAUGGAGUUUAUACUCUGUCCAUCUUUAUUUAUAAUCAGGCCUUUGCUUAUCGUAACUAUGGUUUGGCUUCAGCAGCCUCUGUACUUUUAUUGAUUAUUUCCGCUGUUGUUUCUAUUCUUAUGUUCCGUGGAUUUAGAGAAAGA
This is a messenger RNA of Colletes gigas, 429 nucleotides long. Its product is annotated as lactose transport system permease protein LacF-like. The transcript has 2 exons. Gene Ontology annotation, biological process: transmembrane transport. Gene Ontology annotation, cellular component: membrane. Lineage: Eukaryota; Metazoa; Arthropoda; Insecta; Hymenoptera; Colletidae. The record is from RefSeq and is a predicted model, not a curated record. The annotation marks the transcript as partial.